Closterium sp. Naga37s-1 is the source of this 1023-nucleotide messenger RNA. The record is from the annotation of a GenBank genome assembly. Lineage: Eukaryota; Viridiplantae; Streptophyta; Zygnematophyceae; Desmidiales; Closteriaceae.
AUGGCUCAUCGGUUGUUACGAGACGAGGACGCGGAUGGCUGGGAGCGCAGCGAUUUUCCGAUCAUCUGCGAGACUUGCCUUGGAGCGAACCCUUACGUUCGCAUGACCAAGGCGAGCUUCGACAAGGAGUGCAAGAUCUGCACGCGCCCCUUCACCGUGUUCCGAUGGCGGCCGGGCCGCGACGCGCGCUACAAGAAGACCGAGAUCUGCCAGACUUGCUGCAAGCUCAAGAACGUCUGCCAGGUGUGCAUGUUGGAUCUGGAGUACGGGCUGCCAGUGCAGGUGCGCGACACGGCGCUGAACAUCAACACCACGGACGCCAUCCCGCAGAGCGACGUCAACCGCGAGUACUUCGCUGAAGAGCACGACCGGAAGGGUCGAGCGGGGCUGGACUACGAGUCAUCAUUCGGGAAGGCUGCGCCGAACGACCUGCUGCUGAAGCUGCAGCGUACGACGCCCUACUACAAGCGCAACCGCGCGCACAUCUGCUCGUUCUUCGUGCGCGGGGAGUGCACGCGCGGGGCGGAGUGCCCCUACCGCCACGAGAUGCCCAUCACGGGGGAGCUGGCGCACCAGAACUUCAAAGAUCGUUAUUAUGGCGUGAACGACCCAGUGGCAAAGAAGAUGAUGCGCCUGGCAGCAGAGAUGCCGUCACUGGAAGCACCAGAGGACACGACCAUCAAGACGCUGUUUGUUGGAGGCGUGGAUUCCCGCGUCACAGAAGCUGACCUAAAGGACAAGUUUUAUGCGUACGGGAAGGUAGAGUCCAUCCGCCUCAUCACCCCGCGCAGCUGUGCCUUCAUCACCUUCUCCUCCCGCGAGGAGGCCGAGAAGUCUCCUUCAUGCUCUCCUCUGCAACCCCCAUUCCCACCCCCUCUCCUGCCCCCCUCCUCUCUUCCCUCCUUGCCAUGGCAGGGACAAGUUCUAUGCAUACGGGGAGGUAGAGUCCAUCCGUCUCAUCACCCCGCGCAGCUGUGCCUUCAUCACCUUCUCCUCCCGCGAGGAAGCCGAGAAGGCCGCUGA